CUGGUGGAAGACUCGCCGACGGACUGGAAGAUGACGCUAGGAGUCAGAAUCGACCGCCGACGCAAGGCGGAGGCGGAGUCGAGCCACCGCUCGGGUUGCUCGGUGACAGGGAGAAAGAAGCUCGCGACGAGCAAGGGAAGGGUGAAGAGCGGCAAUUCCUCUCUGCUCACAAACCCUAGGACUGCUUCCUUGGGCCGUGAAGCACUUCUAAGCAGAAGUGGUCGUGGGCCUCACUGGUCAGUCGGGCUCGACUUGACUGGGCCUCACAAGCCGAGCGGGCCCAAAGCAGGCCGGCAAACUGGGCUUUCCUGGGGCCGAAGGGAUCAGGAGGACAUGCCAAGGUUUUGGGUUAGAUGGUUUAAGCAAAAGCUUGUUCGUGGGCCAAAUGACAAGGGAACCGGCUGGGUUCUUGGUAAGGCUAGGCUGAGUUUUCAUGUGGACUGUUUUAUUGGACCCAUUUUGCAGGGAGAUAAUUUAAAGAGAGAAGGAAAUGGGCUUAAGAGAAGGCAUGACCCAAUGCAGAUUGAAGAAACCAUUGACCAAGCCAGUGGGCUAGCACCAGGAAAACUUUUCGAGGGCCUUGAUGAAAUGGUACUCAAGGAUGUGUUCUUGAACAAGAGCGAAUUCUUGAGUCCCUUGCGUUGCUGGAUGGCAAUGAUAUCGAAAGAGGCGUUGGGGAGUAAGCUUCAGGGUUUGAACUUGAGUGGAUACAUGGGGAGCCUGUUACAUUUGCUCCAUGAGUUGAGAAAACUGGAUCUUAGCUCCAAUAACAUCCCUAGUGAAAUUCCUUACAGCCUACCCAUUAUUGUCACCCACUUGUGAGUUUUUCAUUUCUCGUAUCCUCUGGAUUCGAAUUAGUACAU
Molecule: messenger RNA, 863 nt
Organism: Linum tenue
Lineage: Eukaryota; Viridiplantae; Streptophyta; Magnoliopsida; Malpighiales; Linaceae
Source: the annotation of a GenBank genome assembly